Molecule: messenger RNA, 2010 nt
Organism: Epinephelus moara (kelp grouper)
Lineage: Eukaryota; Metazoa; Chordata; Actinopteri; Perciformes; Serranidae
Product: PAK4-inhibitor inka2-like
Exons: 3
Coding region: 184-1185 (333 amino acids)
Cellular component (GO): nucleus
Molecular function (GO): protein serine/threonine kinase inhibitor activity; protein kinase binding
Source: RefSeq, a predicted model, not a curated record
GGGCGCAACAUUCACUCAGCAGCACAUCUGCCUCUGUGGAAGGGAGUCAGGACGGGAUCCCCACUGGUGACACUGAAACCCGCGACACACACUGAUCACACCGGGACUUUUUAUUUACUCUUUUAAAGGGACAUGUGAUAUUUUUGGACGGAGGCUGAUACAUUAAAGAUUUGAGUUUUACAGAUGAGAGGAGAAAAGAUGCUCUGCCUGCGUGACUCAGGCGACUGCUUACGGGAGCAGAUGCAGUACAUGAUGAGGUCACUGCAAGACCUGAAACAGCUACGGAGAACCUGCCCUGCAGCCAGACGCCCCCUCAGCACCCAGCUCCCAGCUUUGGUGCGCCACUCUGCAGUGGCACGUGCCUGUCAGCAGCGAGCACUGCAGCGAGAACAGCGCACACGCCUGCGGAUGUCUGAUGCCAGCACAGCCAGUACAUACGACUCUGCCUGCUGCCUGGCGAGUCCUCUGGAGGAGGAGGAUGAGGAGGACUCGAGCAGCCGGCUGGACUUGAGCCUCAGACUGGGCCUGGCCUCACCCAGCAGUCAGAAGAGUUUGGAGUUUGAUUCAGGCUACUCCGAGGCGUCAUGGCAGGAUGAAAGGGUGGUUCUCAGGAGGACCAGGAAUGUGCGGGUGUCAUCUUCAGCUUGUCUCCGCACAAACAGAGCCCCAAGUGGACGCAUUCGACCCAAAUCCACAUCCGACGCCUGUUUGGAGACGUGGACGUCGUUUGAGCUCAGCGACCCAGAGGACUGGACGAACUCUUUGCUGACCAGAGGACGCAACCGCCAGCCUCUGGUCCUGGGCGACAACAGCUUUGCAGACCUCAUACAGAACUGGAUGGACUUGCCAGAUUGUCCCGAGCCCACGGAGCUGAUGCCAACCUCAAGAAGUAGACUUGGAAGAGGUUUUUUUGUCAACAUGAGGAGGAAACUGGUGGGCUUUUCUAAAAGCGUAGAGGACAGAGUGAGGAUGAGAUCCACAGACUCUGCUCACGUUAACAGAACUGCAAACGCCCCAAAGCGUCUGUCCUGUCCAGUCGUGGCAGCGCAGCCCAAAGUCCCCUUUUUCCACCAGUCUCACAUGGGCAUUAAUGAGAUGGACACAGACUUUUACAACUUUGCAGCCCUCAUGAAGUCACGCAGCCGACAGCCAAUAAUCUGCAAAGAUAUCAUUGGCUACGUCUGACACAAAGACACGUACAGACCGGACAAUCCCCCAGAGUCACUUUAUUUUUAUAUGACUGUUUUUUCACUUUUUAUACGCUGUGACUAAGCUAAUGCAAAUAAAGAUGUUUUCAUAAUUUAAACUUGACAUGCUGUUUAUUAAAUGAUUCAUGUCUUACAUGUGAUACGAGUUCCCAGAAGGCAUCUGAACACAUUUUUUAUUUGUAGGGGAGUCACCCCAGGCUAAUAGGGUAACAUUUUCAACAUAGAUAUCACCAUAAAACUUUCCAGCUGAUUACCUACAUUCAGAUGAUAAGUUUAUCUUUCUGUAUUACUUCAUAAAUCAGAAAAUACUGUCAACAGCCAUGAAGAAAAAUCAAUUUUCGCCAAGUAAUUAUGAAUAAAAUAUUAUGUAAGUCAGGUAUAAUGAUGUAGGAAUAACUCCCUCAUGUGAAAAGCUUCAAAUAUUAAGUUUAAAUAUGCAAAUGGGGCAUUAUCUAAUUAAAUAUGGCCAUUUGCAUACAUCUCCUGAACCAAACUCUGAACUGAAAUAUCAUUUGGGAUGUUUUCCCUCCACCAGUCUGUAAGGUGACAUGCUAUGAAAGCAAAACAGCAUCUCAACAUUCAUCAGUGCAUGACAAACUAUAUUUUCACCUGGGGUAUCUCGCCUCGAGUGAAGCUUCCGCCAUAACCAUCUGAGUUUCAUUACAGCUCAUUACAGUUAGACAGUGCUGCUGGAUUAACCGUCUCUGCAGUGAAGCGAAUGGAUGUCGGUUCAUUUGUUUUCAUUAGAAAUGUAAUACUCUGGGCACGCAUGAUGGAGUCUGUAGAUGUUAAGUGUAAUUGG